Molecule: messenger RNA, 2196 nt
Organism: Symbiodinium sp. CCMP2592
Lineage: Eukaryota; Dinophyceae; Suessiales; Symbiodiniaceae
Source: the annotation of a GenBank genome assembly
AUGGCCAACUUGAUGGCGUUUGCCUCUUUUGCCCAAUGCUUCUACCGGGCGACUGCGACAGCCUCUGUGCCAGCGGCCCGACUCCUGUGGGGGGGCUUCAGCUGCGAGUUCGAGGAUGCAGAGGCAAGCGAGUCUUUCGGUGUUUGGUGGUGCUUUCGCUCUGGGCCACCGGAUGGCACCGGCCUCGCGCUUCCACCGCAGCUAUGCACACGCACACGAAGCGUUGUGGACUUCAGAAUCAUGGAGCAUGAGCUUCAGGCAUCUCGAGAAGAGCUUGAAGUGCAGAUGCCGAACGGCUGUGCAGGCGACACCGCAGAGUCAAGAUGCGUUGCAUGGGGGUUCUUGGGUCUCAGUGUGGACUCCUGGAUAACAGGUGGCUCCGGCCCGGCAGGGACGAUCAAGGCAAGCCAGCCUGCACUGCACCGGCAAUGUGCUGUCUUCUCUUGUGAUUCCAGUCGCAGCCAGCAUGUCGGCAACGCUGCGAGCUCUGGAUCCAAGGAGGAGCCGCUGGUCGAAUCAAUCCAUAUUGGCAGAGGCAAGGACGGGCUGCCUGGCAUUGCUGUGAGAUUGCUGGAGAUUCAGGCAGUAAUUCUUGUGGGAGGGGGCUUCAACAGCAGUGCCGGAGCCCACGCGCUCGCAUCGCAACCGGGGCAGAUGGCAGAGUGUCGAAUGAUUGAGGUCAUCCGCAGCUUUGGAAGCCCAGAGCGUCCAUCGCAGGAGGGUUUCGGUGCGAAGCAAGAAGGAGAGCCGCACACCAAGCAGGAGGUGGAGGAGGAGGAGGAUGUUGGUGCGGAAGAGGUUGUAAAAGAGGAAGAGCUGGCAUGGAAGGAGGAGGAUGAUGAGGAGAAGCAGGAAGAGGAGGAGGAGGGCAUUUAUUCUCAAAGUACCGCUGCUGGAACAUCGACCUCUGCCUCGCAAAGUUUGUCACAAGCAUCCUGGCAACCGUUGUCACAGGACUUGGAGGCCACGGAGCAUGGCUUGGAACUGGCGGAUGCAGCAGGCAUGCAAGAGCCUCGUGGAGGCUUCGCAGAUCUCAGUCCGGAAGAGAAGGAAAUACUUUUAACUGUGUCUGAAAGCCUCACGAAAGAGAUAGGUAUGAAGGCUUUUUACACGUUCGAUGUCCGGACAUGCCGUGAGGACUUGAAGAAAUUGGUGCACACCUUCUUCUCCAGGUACAGGCAGACAGAAUCCGAGGACCACUACUUCGACACGGAAGCAAUUUAUCAGAACAAUCAGAGGAGGUUUGCAUCAACAUUGACGACGCCUUCCUUCUACGGGCGUAGUUUUCGAGGCCACCCGAUGCUGCUUCGCAGUAUGGCGGAAACCUCUGCUUGUAGGACAUUCCUGGAAGAUAUAGACGCUCGCGAGGUUUCCAGGUGGCUUCCGCCACCUUCCAGAGUACUGCGAAGAGAGAUCUUGGCAAAGUUCAACAAAGACUGGAAGGAGGCUAUGAUUCAGCGGGGCAUCCGUCCCAAGCUAGUUCAGCAAGAAGCUAUCCAAGCGCUUUCCGAGACACUUCUGGUGGUUUCGCACGACGCCGACUUCCUCGACUCUGUUUGUACCGACGUCCUCCACUCAGAGGUGAUCCUGAAGCAGCCUGCAGAUGGCACGCACGCAGGAAGCCUAGUCGAGCGCUUCCUGGAGUACGCAGAGGCCGACUCCGUGCUGUCUGUCUCAAAGGGUAUAAAGGGUCCCAAGAUGUCUCACAAGACGCACGGUGGUGCUCCCGCCAAGGCAGGCUUCACAAGUCUCAAGUCGCCUCGCAGCCAGCCAGAAGCAAAGGAUGCCUGGCGAAAUGGGCGAAAUGGCACAUUCACAGAGCGUCUGCACUACGGGCUGAUCAGCGGUAUCGACAAGUUCAUUGAGCGGGAUACCGAGGAGGCCCGGGCCGAACUGCAAGUCCCGCUGCGUGUCAUCGAGGGGCCGCUGAUGGAAGGCAUGGGCAUCAUCGGAGACCUUUUCGGAUCCGGAAAGAUUUUCUUGCCGCAGGCCAUCAAGAGCGCGUGGGUCAUGAAGAAGGCCAAGUGGCCAGAGAUUGAAAUCGAGUCUGCAAUGCAUUCUGGCCGUCAGUGGUCGAUGGGACGACACAUGCUGACAGGCUGUGCGGCUGUGGCAUAUCUGACCUCGUUCACGGAAGACGAAAGGCGCGCAGCCGCCGUCGCUGCCGGCGAGGACCCUGAUCAGCCCAAGUGCUGA